This is a messenger RNA of Copidosoma floridanum, 2053 nucleotides long. RefSeq lists its product as uncharacterized. Gene Ontology annotation, molecular function: transmembrane transporter activity. Lineage: Eukaryota; Metazoa; Arthropoda; Insecta; Hymenoptera; Encyrtidae. The record is from RefSeq and is a predicted model, not a curated record. Gene Ontology annotation, biological process: transmembrane transport. Gene Ontology annotation, cellular component: membrane.
CCGGUCGAAAAUGUGCACGGACACCCGUAAUAACAAUAAAGUUUGGACUAUAGAGGAGCCUCGGUUAGAGCAGAAUACGACAGCUGACUACGACAAAGCUGUUGCGGAGACUGGAUUUGGGCUCUUCAACAUUUUGCUAUUGUUAGCCGCUGUGCCAGUCGGAUGGACCUGUAUCAUCGACACAACGAGUACUGCUUUUAUUAUAAAUUCGACGGAAUGUAUUUUCGAACUUACGAUGCUUCGAAGAGGCAUUGCCUUUGCAACUAUUUUCAUAGGAAUGGUCAUAUCUGGUCCAAUAUGGGACUUUUUUUUACAAGACUCUAUCACGGACUCUUUUGGGAAACGAAAUGUUAUGAUUGUUGGACUGUUGUUUGAUGCCAUGUGCAACGUUGUUUGGAUACAUACCAACUCGUACUACGUAUUUAUACUUCUAAAAUUUAUAAGUGGAAUCUUAAUCGCUGGUCCGUUGUCGGUAGUUAUGGCUUACCUUUCCGAGUUCCACGCUCAAAAGCAUCAGAAAGAAUUUGCCCGAUGGGCAGGUUUACUCGUUGGACUUUCCUAUAUAUUACCGGCCGCUCUGGCCGCUGUGCUGUUCUUACAAGAGCCGUGGAGUCAAUUGACAAUAUACAAUCACUUCUACCCAAGUUGGCGGGUGUAUCUGAUGAUAUGCGCUCUACCGUCCAUACUUGGAUUAGUGCUGCUGUGUUUAAUGCCAAAGAGCCCCAAACAUCUCAUGGCCCAAGGAAAACAUAAAGAGGCUCUUCGUCUCUUUCGCGUCAUGUAUUGCUUGAACCACUUCAAGGCCUCGUGUAACUAUCCGAUCACAGAGUUGUAUUCGUCUCGAAAAGAUGGAGAGACAAAAAUCAAGUUUAGAGAUAAAGUACGAGAAAGGGUUUCUAAUCUAAGAACAUUGUUUUCGGGACAACACGUCAAUACCAUAUCGUCUAUUUUAAUCCUUCAAUUCGGUAGUAUGUUGGGGUUCAAUGUCAUGAGGCUUUGGGUGCCACCGUUGUUCGUCAUGUUAAAUAACUUUCGAGUACUGCUGCGCUCUCACUACCCAAAAGAUGAGUUUAUAACUAUGUGCGGCAUGAUAUUUCCUCGAUGCCGUACAAUUGAUCGCUCGUCAUGUAACUACACCACGCCAAGCGUAGAGUCCGCUGUGUAUGUCAACUCGACCAUAAUCGCAACGUCAGCCGUUUUCUUUGGUUUUCUCUUUUCGUUUAUAUUCACCACGAAAAUAAGGAGGAUAAUUCAAAUAACUUUUUUAUUUUUACUAGCGACUAUUGGAGCUUUUGCGGCAAACUGGGUAGUGAAAAUACCGUACAUGCUUGCGGCACUUGCAUUUGUCAUUGUUGGCUGUCGAAUCGCGAGCAAUCACAUAUUAGCGCAUACUUCGGAAGUUAUACCUCAACCCUUAAGGCCAACUGCCAAUAGUAUGAUUAAUUUCAUCGGUAAUAUGGGUGCAGCUGUAGGAAACAUAGAAUUUUUUUCAACCAUCGAAAUUGACUGUAUCAGUGCCUUUUUCAUAAUUGGAUUUGUAACUGCAGUGUGUGCUAUAUUGGUACCUAUUUUCUUGACAAGGCAGACACCUGUUAAAAUUAAAAAAAGCAGAAUCAGCUCUAAAUAUUGAAACGAAUUUUGAAAAUUCCAGUAUUUAACGAUUCAAAGUUUUUGAUAAAGUUGUGUGGUGCACAAUCGUCAAUUUAUCCGUCAUCUUAAUCAUUUGAUUUAAAAAAGCGUCUCUGAGAUAUUAAAGGCAAUUGAAUCGUUUGACUGGCGUAGAAAAAAUAUCACGCAAGAUCACGUUUGAAGAAAUGAAUCGUAACUAAGUAAACGAAUAGGUUACUCGUUUCUGGAAUAUACAGGAAUAUUUGAAAUAAUAUAAAAAAUGACGCAAGUUCUGUUCCUAUAGUAUUGCAAUUGCUAAGAAUUGUUUACUUUUAUAAAAGUAUUUUUAAGCUACGAAAAAUAAAAAUAGUUGUAACCAAUGCCGUUAAACAUUUUUAUUUUUUAUAAUGUAUAUUUUCAUACGAAUAAAAUAGGCUACAUUUUU